AUGGCUCUCGCAUCAGCAACGCCAUCUUCCUCCACUGUAUCUACUGCUACUAACACCGCAUCCACAACCACAUCUCACCGAACGCUUACCAUCACACUCAGCACCGUAUUUUCCGUUAUUGGUGCCCUGCUGCUUGUCGGUAUUGGCUUUGCUUGCUGGCGUCGCCGUCGCCGUCGCCCUCUCUUUCCUCGGGGCAUAUCUCCUAUCGAUGACGAUGAGAUCGAGACGUGGAAGGUUGGCCAGGCGGACAAGGCCAGCGAGGCGGGGGGUGUGAUCAGUCAGGCCAACGGCGGAGAGGAAGGCCACGGCCCAAGCUGGCCCCGGGCAGCUGCUAGACACUGGAGCGGCGUUUCCCAGAGAGCGAGAGCGAUGACAGUCGAAGAGCAGUACGCCCACCAAGCCAACACCCAAUUGACCCGACUUCGUGGCAUCAGUGUCGACAGCGGUGUCUUUGCAGCACCGCCACUCAGGAAGUCGCCAUCCAAGGUGAUCAUCGACGAGGAGCCAUCGACACCACGCCAAUACUACUCGACCUCCUACGGGAUUCCGGAAUCAGCUGUGACGGUACCGUUCCCCAGCGUCCCGGACUCACCAGCGGCUAUGGCUGCCGGUGCCGCAGCAGCCUCUUCGUGGAAGCACCAACAUCGGCAAUCGGACGAUCUGGCCUCGCCGCGAACAGGUCGAUCGGCUAGGUCUCUCUCGCUAGAACAAAGUGCACGCCCGCCCAUAAUAGGCCGCUUUAGCCUCGACCAGGACCGGAGUCGGAACUCUGCCCUGGCGCAGCUGAUGCCACAAGGCCAAUUUCCUGGCACACAACUGCCGGCUGCCGUACACGCCCGUGCUCCCAACUCCCGGCCUGGUUUGACGGACGAGACAAUCCCGGGCGACCCAUCGUUUCUGCCAUCGCCACGGCCUCUUCGGAAGCAAACAUCGCGGCUGGUUAAACAGCCGCCCAUGGCAGUAUCAGGAGCCAGCAGCAUUUCCGGAAGCCACUCGUUUUGGCAUGUGCGAACACGCAGCGGUCGCAGCAGCAGCGUUGCCAGCGGUCGGAGCUUAGGGUCAGAGGUAGGACUGCAACAACAGUCACAGCAUUACGAAGAGGAAUACGAGGAAGUGCCGCCGUUGCCAUUGGCACCAAUUCCAUCACAGGUCUCCCAGCCGCAUCGAAACCGGUCGACGAGCAACUUGGCUCAGACCAAUGCCGACGGCAACAUCAACAGCAGCAAGGGCCACGGCUACCUGCACCACCAGCACCCCCGAUUCUAUCAAGCAUCUGUUCCACCUCAGCUGUUGCUUGACGACGACGACAACAGCGACAACCAGGGAGCAACUUUGGGAGGCUUGUCGCCGCGCCCACGGGUGCCCGACCAGAGCAGGAUUGGUCGAGCGAUAGGAUGA
Messenger RNA from Grosmannia clavigera kw1407, 1398 nucleotides. RefSeq lists its product as uncharacterized. Lineage: Eukaryota; Fungi; Ascomycota; Sordariomycetes; Ophiostomatales; Ophiostomataceae. The transcript has 2 exons. The coding region runs from base 1 to 1398 and encodes 465 amino acids. The record is from RefSeq and is a predicted model, not a curated record.